This is a messenger RNA of Alligator sinensis (Chinese alligator), 11342 nucleotides long. RefSeq names its product TSC complex subunit 2 (gene TSC2). Gene Ontology annotation, biological process: positive regulation of GTPase activity; regulation of small GTPase mediated signal transduction; regulation of cell cycle. The coding region runs from base 120 to 5363 and encodes 1747 amino acids. The transcript has 40 exons. The record is from RefSeq and is a predicted model, not a curated record. Gene Ontology annotation, cellular component: TSC1-TSC2 complex; nucleus; cytoplasm. Lineage: Eukaryota; Metazoa; Chordata; Crocodylia; Alligatoridae. Gene Ontology annotation, molecular function: GTPase activator activity.
UGAGUGUGGAGUGCGGGCUGAACAACCGCAUCCGGGCCAUCGGGCAGAUCUGCGAAGUGGCCAAAACCAAGAAGUUCGAAGAGCACGCCGUGGAAGCCGUGUGGAAGGUGGUCGCUGAUAUGCUGCAGCCAGAGCGGCCCGCAGAAGCCAGGCACGCUGUGCUCCAUCUGCUGAAGGCCAUCGUUCAAGGACAGGGCGAGCGACUAGGGAUCCUUCGAGCACAUUUCUUUAGGGUAAUUAAGGAUUAUCCUUCUAACGAAGACCUGCACGAGCGGCUUGAAGUGUUCAAGGCCCUCACAGAUAACGGAAGGUACAUCACGUACCUGGAGGAGGAGUUGGCUGAGUUUGUGUUGCAGUGGAUGGAAGUCGGUUUGUCUUCUGAGUUCCUCCUAGUCCUAGUGAACUUGGUGAAGUUCAACAGCUGCUACCUGGAUGAUUACGUCGCUGAGAUGGUGCACAUGAUCUGCCUAUUGUGCCUUCGCACGUCGUCAUCAGAUGACAUAGAGGUUUCCCUGCAGGUCCUGGAUGCCGUGGUUUGCUAUAACUGCCUGCCUUCGGAGAGCCUCCCUGUGUUCAUCAUCACCCUGUGCCGCACCAUCAACGUCAAGGAGCUGUCAGAGCCGUGCUGGAAGCUCAUGCGCAAUCUCUUGGGGACCCACUUGGGGCACAGUGCCAUAUACAACAUGUGCCGGAUCAUGGAGGUCAGAGCUUACAUGGCAGAUGCAGCCCUGCUGAGAGGAGCUGUGUUCUUCGUGGGGAUGGCACUGUGGGGCGCGCACAGAUUGCAUUCUCUCAAGAAUUCCCCAACGUCGGUGCUGCCUUCGUUUCUCAAGGGACUUGUCUUCCAGGCCAUGACUUGUUCCAAUGCAGUUGUGUCUUAUGAGAUAGUCCUGUCCAUAACCAGAUUAAUCAAGAAGUAUGGGAAGGAGCUUCAGGCAGUCACCUGGGAUAUUCUUCUGGAUAUCAUUGAGCGAUUACUCCAGCAGCUCCAGAGUCUGGAGAGUCCGGAUCUGAAGUCCAUUGUACAUGACCUGUUGACAACAGUAGAAGAGCUGUGUGACCAGAAUGACUUCCAUGGGUCUGAGGAGAGGUUCUUUGAGCUGGUGGAGAGAUGUGCUGAUCAGAGACCAGAAUCUUCUGUACUAAACUUAAUAACCUACAGAGCUCAGUCCAUUUACCCUGCCAAAGAUGGCUGGAUCCACAACCUGCAGCUGUUAAUGGAGAGGUUCUUCAGGAAUGAGUCUCGCAGCGUGGUUCGUAUUAAAGUUCUGGAUGUCUUGUCUUUUGUCCUGAGCAUUAACAGACAGUUCUAUGAGGAGGAGCUAAUCAACGCUGUAGUAAUCUCUCAGCUGGCACACAUUCCAGAGGAUAAAGACCACAAAGUCCGAAAACUGGCCACCCAGCUGCUGGUGGACCUGGCCGAGGGCUGCAAUACACAUCACUUUAACAGCUUGCUUGACAUCAUAGAAAAGGUGGCUGCACAUUCUCUGUCGUCCCCGGCUGAGCUGGAGGGGAGAGACUUGCUGUCCUAUUCUGCUUCUCUGGAGGAUGUGAAGACGGCAGUUCUAGGCCUUCUCAUCAUUCUCCAGACUAAGCUGUACAGCCUGCCUGCCAGCCACGCCACCCAUGUGUACGAGAUGCUGAUCAGCCACAUCCAGCUCCAUUAUAAAUGCAUGUACAGCCUUCCCGUUGCCAGCAGCAUCCGACUGCAGGUGUUUGACUUUCUGCUGAUGCUCCAGGCCGACUCCCUCCACCGCCUGGGCCUUUCCAACAAGGAUGGAGCCGUGAGGUUUAGCCCCUACUGCCUUUGUAACUUGGUAGAGCCAGAGAAGAGGACCUCUGAUAAAAAACCAGCUGGGACCCUCUCCCCUCCUUCAGGAAGUCCCAGUGUGUCAUCGCAGAACGCCUCCAUUCGUGUGGGCCAUUUGCCGUAUUCACUGCUCUUUGGAGUCCUCCUGCAGUGUUUGAAGCAAGAGACGGACUGGAAGGUGCUGAAGCUGGUUCUCAACAAGCUGCCGGAGUCCCUCCGCUAUAAAGUGCUAUUUUUAACCUCUCCUUGCAACAUUGAUCAGCUGGCCUCCGCGCUCUGCUCCAUGCUUACAGACAAAAAGACCGCUGACAGGCUCCACGGCAUGCCGGAAGGAUUCUCCCGUACAGACUUGCACCUGGCUGUGGUUCCCGUGUUGACUGCAUUAAUAUCUUACCAUAAUUACCUGGACAAAGCCAAGCAGCGCGAAAUAGUUUAUUGCUUGGAGCACGGUCUGAUUUAUCGCUGCGCAAACCAGUGUGUUGUGGCUCUGUCCGUGUGCAGCAUUGAGAUGCCCGACAUCAUCAUAAAGGCUUUGCCCAUCUUGAUUGUCAAGUUAACGCACAUUUCUGCUACUGCCAACAUGGCAAUCCCUCUCUUAGAAUUCCUGUCAACUCUAGCCAGACUGCCUCACCUCUAUAGGAACUUUGCUGCUGAGCAGUAUGCCAGCGUGUUUGCCAUCUCCCUGCCCUACACCAAUCCCUCCAAGUUUAACCAGUACAUCGUGUGCUUGGCACAUCAUGUCAUAGCCAUGUGGUUCAUCCGGUGUCGCCUUCCCUUCCGGAAAGACUUCGUCCCUUAUAUCACAAAGGGCUUGAGGUCCAAUGUUCUCCUUUCCUUUGAUGACACCCCCGAGAAGGACAGUUUCAGGGCUCGCAGCACAAGCCUGAAUGAGAGGCCAAAAAGUAGUUUAAGAAUAGCCAAAAAUGCAAAGCAAGGCUUGAAUAACUCUCCUCCUGUGAAAGAGCUGAAAGAACCCUCUGCAGUUGAUGCCUUCCGGUCCCGCAGCAUCAGUGUGUCUGAACAUGUGGUCCGCAGCCGGAUCCAGACAUCCAUCACUAGUUCGAGCCUGGGCUCUGCAGAUGAAAAUUCAAUGGCUCAGGCAGAUGACAACUUAAAAAAUCUCCACCUGGAGCUCACCGAGACCUGUCUGGAUAUGAUGGCCCGAUAUGUCUUUUCAAACUUCACCGCGGUGCCCAAGAGGUCUCCUGUGGGGGAGUUCCUGCUGGCUGGAGGAAGGACGAAGACCUGGCUGGUUGGGAACAAGCUUGUGACUAUCACGACGAGUGUUGGAACAGGGACACGGUCUCUUCUGGGCCUGGACUCUGGAGAGCUUCAGAGCAGUCCAGAGUCAAGCUCAGACCCUGUUCUGCAAGUGAGACAAACGAAAGAAGCCCCGGCAAAGCUGGAGUCUCAGGCUGGCCAGCAGGUGUGCAGAGGCUCUCGCAACAGAGUCCGGUCCAUGUCUGGUGGCCAUGCCUUGCGUGUCGGUGCCCUGGAGACGUCCGGCUCCCAUUUCCCCAGCAGUUCUGUGCCCCAGGGCUUACAGAACCCUCCGGCUUCUGCUGCUCGAACAGAGAAGGCUGCUUCUGCUGCCCAGACUCCUCUGCAGAAAGAGAAGGCGAGCCUGGCUGCGUACGUCCCGCUGCUGACGCAGGGCUGGGCAGAAAUCCUCGUGCGGAGACCCACAGGUAACACGAGCUGGCUCAUGAGCCUGGAAAACCCUCUCAGCCCCUUCUCGUCAGACAUCAACAACAUGCCGCUGCAAGAGCUGUCCAACGCGCUCAUGGCUGCCGAGCGCUUCAAGGAGCACCGGGAGACUGCUCUCUACAAGUCCCUCUCGGUCCCUUCCUCCAGCCUGGCCACCGGCACAACCAAACCAUCCCUUCUGCAGCGCUCCAAUACAGUGGCCUCUUUCUCUUCCAUGUACCCGUCCAGUUGUCAAGGCAAGUUGCACAGGAGCAUAUCCUGGGCAGAAUCAGCCGUGGUUUUGGAAGAGGGGAGCCCGUCGGAGAUGGAGUUAAAAGAGACCGAUUCCCCAACAGAGUCUCAGGAGAUUGAAGACUUUGAGGCCACAUCCUCGGAGCCGUCCCUGAGCGAGGAGAAGUUUGGUAAACCCAAAGAACCGUACAGCAGGUCCUCCUCGACGUCUAGUCAGGAAGAGAAAUCCCUGAGAUCUGAUGACUUGGUUCCUGUUGGGAUUCCCAUUGGAAGGGUCAUCCAUUCAGAAGAUGGCAGGGCUCUGGAGGAGCUUUCCUUUCAGCCUUCGCAGCCGCUCAGCAAAUCCAGUUCUUCCCCCGAACUUCAAACACUGCAGGAAGUCCUCAGAGAUGCGAAUGGCAGAGAAGGAAUCGGAAAGCUGAGCACGGAAGUGAAGUCGAAAUCUCAGUCUGAGAACUUGGAAGGAGAAGGACUUGGAAGCUGGUUGAGCCAGGGGGAGGAUGCUAAAAUGACCGGCACAGCCAGCAUGUCUUCCGCUUCUCCUCGCUCGCCCAGUGGCUACCGCCCCAGAGGGUACACCAUCUCCGAUUCAGCCCCCUCCAAGAGGGGAAAAAGGAUCGAGAGAGAUGCCUUCAAGAGCAGAACAGCUGCCUCCAAUGCAGAGAAAGUACCUGGAAUAAACCCAAGCUUUGUGUUUUUGCAGUUGUAUCACUCCCCGUUCUUCGGAGAUGAGUCCAACAAGCCCCUUCUGUUGCCAAAUGAGACAUUUGAGAGAUCAGUGCAGCUCCUAGAUCAAAUCCCUUCUUAUGAUACCCACAAGAUCGCAGUGCUGUAUGUUGGAGAAGGACAGACCAACAAUGAAAUUGCCAUUCUGUCGAAUGAACACGGCUCCUACAGAUACACGGAGUUCCUGACGGGCUUAGGGAAGCUCAUUGAGCUCAAAGACUGCCAGCCUGAUAAAAUUUACCUUGGUGGUCUGGAUGUGUGCGGGGAGGACGGGCAGUUCACUUACUGCUGGCAUGAUGACAUUAUGCAAGCCAUUUUUCACAUCGCUACUUUGAUGCCCACAAAGGAUUUGGAUAAAUAUCGCUGCGACAAGAAGAGGCACCUUGGGAACGAUUUUGUUUCCAUCAUUUACAACGACUCAGGGGAAGAUUUUAAACUGGGAACCAUCAAGGGCCAGUUCAACUUUGUGCAUGUUAUCAUCACGCCGCUGGACUACGAUUGUAACCUAGUGACGCUCCAGUGUCGGAAAGAUAUGGAAGGGCUCGUGGACACAAGCGUGGCUAAGAUCAUCUCGGAUAAGAACCUGCCGUUCGUAGCACGCCAGAUGGCCCUGCAUGCCAACAUGGCUUCCCAGGUCCACCAUAGCAGAUCCAACCCUACAGACACCUACCCGUCAAAAUGGAUUGCUAGGCUCCGUCAUAUCAAGAGACUGAGACACCGGCUACGCGAAGAAACACAGUACCAGGCACCCGGCUUCCCUCUGCAGAUACAUCCUUCUGCUCCUGCCAAGCCCCCUCCCCAUGUGCCGCAGGAUCCACCGCCGACCUAUGAAACGGGGCAGCGGAAGAGGCUGAUUUCCUCCGUGGAUGACUUCACAGAGUUUGUGUAACCCCAUCUGAUCCGUGUCAGCUGUCUGGCACUUGAGGUGAUGGACCCUCUUCACCCCACAUGCUAACAGACUGCUGCCCAGGGAGACCGCCAGGACUUGGCCAGCUAGGUGUGCCCGUGUUGCUUUAGUGUGUGAGCUAGUGAUGACCUGUGCCAUGUGACUUGGAUUUACAUAUGCCAUCAUUUUGUCUUGCCCACCAUCAAAUAUGAUAAGGAUUUUCUACCCCGGCUGCCCAUGCUGGAAAGGACUGAGGCCAGACAUUUCAUCUUCCUGUGUCUGGAGACCUCUCUGAUAGCAGCUUUCUUGCAAGGGCUCUUUUCCCUGGGAUGCUUCAGAACCAGUUUUCUAAACUGAAGAGUGGCAAAGCAUCAAGGCAGGACGCUGUCCUCUGUUCAUCACAUGGUCAGAGCAUGCAGAAAAUGCGUCUAGUUUAAAAACAGGACACGAUGGACUGGGUGUUGCAAGCACAGACUUUCAGUGCUAGAGAUCUUGCUGCCCCUCUCCCUGCAUGGAGGCCCCUUAGCACUCAAGAGAGUGGCAUCCAUUCUCAGACUUGCUCUACCCUGGCUCAAACCGAGUAGGGUCAUUUGGUUUCACACAUUACCAGUUGAAGAAGAAAAACAAAUCUUAAGUUUCCAGGGAGACCUGUCUGUUUGUCUCUUCACAAACCAUAAUGAGAUAUGGCCUUGAGAGGCGAGUAAAGCUGAAAUCGCUCGCUCUGAACAGACUGGAGCAUCACAAAGACUCCAUUUUAACCCGGGAUUCAACAGAUGAUUUGAGCUCAUGUUACAAAUCGUGAACUAACCAGAGGCCGAAUGCUGCUCCUAGUCGAUUCAGUGAUGAAGCCUCCGAUGGACUGGCGACCGAGGAUGGAGCAAGAAAGCAGGGGAAUAACUUGUCCCUCUUUUGCCCAUCCAGUUGGAAGGUACUUUCUGACGAGGGGACUGGCUGUGCACAGAAGACGCUGAAUUGCUUUCUGAUAUACCCUCACCUCGAGCCCUUCCUCCAGUCCGUGGCUUCCUCAGGCCUGCUAACUGCAUGGCUUUCAUACAAGCUUUUCCUAUUGGGCGUCUCGCACAGCCACAGCCUCUCAGCUGGAACCCAGCAGCUGGGAUGUUUUGUAAGGAGCUUUCUAACGCAGAUGUGCGCAAGAAAGGCCUGGAAUUGGGUUGUCCUUCCUGUGGUAAGAGAAGGGCAUCAGACACUACAUUACAGUCAUGGGAGAAACUGUAUACUGUGACCGGCUCGUGCUUUUUGCUAGUGAACUGAAUGACUGAAUAGCUUCCAGAGACUGGUAAAUGGUACCGAAGGUCAACCUAGCUAUGUUGGAGUUGCUUGAGAGGUAGGGAAGGAGGAAGAGGAGGGGAGCUACCAGGCAAUCCAGGAUUGUUCGGUGCCUCUCGCGUGGGUCCUGUUCCGAGUGGGUGUAGCUCGUAAACGAAAUAAAGGUGUUUGUAUGGAGACUGGGCUCGGCGCACGGGCGGCUUCUUGCAUCGGAUCAGUCAGCUGCUUUGUCAGCAACGCGAUGCAGUUCCCUCUUCUUGCUCUUGGACCCGUGGGGUAGGCCUAACAAAACACGUGGGAAGUUGGCACAAAGAACAGUAGACAACAGCAGGGCACAAUCAUGGGCAGCCCACCCCUUACGGGGAGGGAUCACUAGGCCGAAACAGUCUAGUUUGGCGCCUCUUGUCAGCUGCGAGAGGCAGGCCGUUGUGGAAACAUCGACUUCUUUCUCUGAAGUGGUGUGCAAGGGGCCCGACUUGAAUGGUGACCUAGAGGCGAUGUUAAAAUGUGCAGUGGCCUUUAAGCACAUGCCACAACUUCAAAUAACACGCGUGGAGUCACGUGGCCUUUGUUUCUAACCCCCGUGUCAAGCAAACUCCGCUGCAAGCAGGUGUCCGUCAUCCCGUUUUUAUCUGGGACACGUUCUGCAUUAGUGUUAGAGGCGCUUACUGGACAGACACGUUGAAUACAGGGUCGUCCUAAAGCAGAGCCUUUUGCACGCAUCUUUCAGGCAGUCGUGCCUUAGACCCUGGCUGCUUGAGGGGGAUGCCGACGGCUCACAAAAGCACAGGAGAACGAUUGCUUAGCAGUCCACAAUUAUUUUUUUUAUUGGACUUUGUCACCUGUAAGAAACAUUCCCACAGUUACAAAAUAAGAUAUUUUUUGUUCGCAAAACGUAACAGUGACCAGAAGGCAACACCGGAUGUCUUGGUCCAGACUAUCCAAUGCUAAAAAAAAAAAAAAAAAGCAUUAUAUAAAUUUCCCAUCCCAUUCCCACCCUCCUUAACUAGCUGAUAGGGUUCUUUAUUAAGCAGCUUGAUACUGUUGCAUCAUUGUGAGACUUAAGGCAAUAAAUAAGAAACCAUCUUUUGGUGACUAUAGCACAAAAUAUACAUUCAAGAGUAUGUAUCGGUUCGGGAUACAAGUCAAGUUUUUAUUGCUGCUGACAAGGAAUGUGAUUUCGUGACUAAUAGUUCAGGCUUCAGCUAAGCUCAGUUCUCGGGUAUUAGGUGCCUUAGUUGUGGCACUUGGAGGACCUUGUCUGUGAGCAUGUGGCUGAUGGCUUUGUACAAUUAAUUAAGUGUUGCUAUGAGAACUAGGAUGGCUUUGGAAGCUGUAGGACUGACCCGCCGGGCGCACAGGCCCUCGCUGAAGCAUCUGGCGUUUGCUGAAGUGACUGGUGGGCUCUAGAGCUGCUCUGUAGAUGCUGCUCGAAGGCAAGCAGAGCAGUUGUCUUAUCCCAUCUGUGCUCCUCUUCAGUUAGAAGCACUUGGCAGCCCCUGCACACCAAGACACACACACACACACACACACACACACACACACACACUCAUGCACGCACGCCUACAGAGCACGCUUGCUAACAAGCUCCCUUUACUUCCGAACUUGGAGAAAGGACAAAUCCCUGACUCUCUGCAUUUGGCAGCAUCCUGGCUCGAACUCUUCAGUCACCUGUAUUAGCUUAUGAAAGGACAUGCUAAUUCCUCUGGCUUUCAGUUCACCACGGCCUCUGACCUAUGGGACUUUCUGCUCCCUAGAGUGACCACGCUAAUAACUUCCAUUUAAAUGACCCCAUUCAAGGCUUUGCGGGGGGGGGUAACCUAUUGUAAUGAGCCUUGAGAGGCUGAGCCUUGAAGAAAGCGUCUUAAUUUUGCUUUUUAACUCGCAGCUUCCGUGAGAUGGGCCGUUAGCAAGCACAUGGGACAGUCUGCCGUGGCACCCGGUCCCUGUAAUCUUGGUGAUACUGCUGGCUGACAGGCCUUCAUUUCUGAGACUCGUUAUUCACCUUACUGUACUACUUUUAACUCUCAAGUGUAAAUCCCUGCCCUCUACACCAUCUUGAUACAACCGUGCCGUUGUAUUUGGCCAGCCCAGACAGACCCAUUCCCUGUGCAGGGGUGGGAUCCCUCCCUAAGUGUUGCCCCGUUUGGCGGGUAAGUGGUGUCAGCCGUCCUGGUGCCAUAGUGGCCACGAAUAUUUACAAGCAGCGAGGGUGGCUGUCACUGCAUCCCGUCCGGCUUGGCCUUUCCAAGCGGUGGCCUCUGGGCUGCACACGUUACCGUUAGCAAUGGGGGAGACAGGCCUGGCUUUAACCAUCGUGUUUCCCAAACCCACUAUCUUCCAGCCUCGCUACCUUCCCAGUGGGAAGAGGGGUGGUCCAGCUGGCAGAGGUUGGGGGUGGGGGGUGUAACCAAGAGCUUGCAGGGCCCAGAGGGGUUGAAGGGUUGCAGUAGAAGCAAGAGGAUACGUCACGCUUGCGUCCUUCACUUGCAGCAUCAGGUUGGGGCCGUUGUAAGGAGUCCUGGAGCUGAUGCAGUUGGGCUCUAGCGUGACAAGUAGUGAAACCCUGCUUGGAAGCCACCCAGCCUCUGUGGGACGCACUGUGAGGAUCCACAGCCUGGCUUGUGCCUCUCCUGCCCGUGACAUGCUCCCACCCUGCCUUUCCAGCUGGCCUCUGUCCCUCUCCACCUGCCAUCUCGGACGUCCCGAGGAUGUCACUUCUACCAUCGGCUCUGCGAAGAGAGCCUGUGGCAACUAUUUCCACUUCCUCCUGUCUGCGCUCUACCUACGUCCAUACUUCACAUUAAAUCAACAUAGCCUUUUGGCUAAAGAUAGCCACCCUCAUCCUCGUCAUAACACUGAGGCUUGCCCCCCGCCGGCGCCUUCCAAAACCUCUUGCUGGAUCCUGCUAUCUGCGCAACAAGGACAAACUUCAGGGCUUGGCUGCUCAUGAACACCCACGCUUGCUGGGUUUGUGUGUCUGCGGAGAGGGAAGAACAGAGCAAGGGAAGAGAGAGCCUGGGUGUCCCCCGAUGGCUGUGCCUUGACCUGCAAGGCAUCGGACACCCGGCAUGAAGCACAAAGCGUCAGGAGCUGGUUACUGAGAAUAAAGUGCAAAGAGGUGAUAAGAGCAAACUGCUCUGGAAGUGUCCUGGGAGGGAAGCCCCUCUCUCUAGCCCCUAAAAGUGCUUGGCUGGAAAGGAGCGUGCAAUUCCCCUGCUGCGGGUGUUCUCCUCCUCUGGGUGGGGGAGCUCUGGCGUGAUCCACCGGCGUCCCAAGAGAUGUAGCUGGAGAAGCGAGAUGCGGCCGAGUCCAAGGCACCACCUGUACCAUCGAGAACGGCCCCCGCUGCGAUCGGCCUUUCGUUUCCCAGGGCUCCUGUAGAGCACCGGUGCAUUUCGGGAGCAUCAAGCGGGGUACGGGGAAGAGACCAGCUAAGUGCAUCGUGAGAUCCCACCGCCCCUCGGCUCCAGCUGUAGGGUCGGACCUAGUGCCGGACUGGCCUGAGCCUGGCGUGGCCGAGAGCACGCGCACCCCACGCGCUCGGACACCUAAUACUUUAUAUACAACGAACAUUCCCGGAAGAAGCACUUCAUACAUCCUUUAAAUAACUCUGACAAUAGUGUUCUGUCUCCUAUCUACAGGUUUCAAACACGGUACCGAUGCUAUGAAAAUAUAGCAAACAUACAAAAAUAUAUACAUUUAAAAACCCCGUAUAAAUUACUUACAAUAAUACAUAAGGCCAAAGAGCAGCGGGGACGUGAACGCAGGCCGGGGGGUGGUCUCUGCCAGGGAAGGUUUGCUGAUGUUCUGCACCACUUGGCGCAGCUGGGAAGAAUUUGGGGGAAGGAUGGGGCUGGCCGGGACCGACACAUGGGUGUUGCCUGGUCCUGGUAGGAGAAGGGGCCGUGAGCUGCCUGCACGACGUAGGAAGCAGAGCCCAGCUGCUACUCUACGCCGCGGCCUGCGGUUUAAGCUGGAGGGGUGGGAGAGAGUCGGAGCAGGGAGCCCGACCGUCAUCCCGUCUCAGACGGAGGCAGACGGUCAAGCAAAUUGUGCUUGCUUUCCACCGGAGAGGAGCUCCUGCCUUCCCCUCGCGCUUCUGGUUGCUGAAUGGAGCCUCUUGGCCUCCUUGCUAAGGGAGGGUCUGGGCUUGGCUCGCUGGCACCCAGUCCCGGGCAGAGGUUGUUUCAGCUGCGGGGCGGAGGGGAGAGGGCUGCGUUCACAUCACCGUUUGCUCGUUCAGCUUACGAUUUAAAAAAAAAAUACUGCUUUCGUGAUAUAUUAUCCCGUUCUUGUUAAGGUCGCGUGUGUCGUCAGCCAAGGAAAGCAUUGUUUAAAGUGCUGGGCAGUACAUACGAAAAAGUAAACCGAAAAAAUACAUAUACUUAUGUCAAUACAUUCCUUCAACGACCAAACCAAGCCAUCGACGCAACGCGCCCCCCCAAGCCCAGCCGCCGGGCGCGGGGGACGCCGGCGGGGCAGGGGGACCGCAGCGAAGCCAGCGCUCCGGUACCCGUCUCGCUAAGGGACUGAUCGAACGAGUCCCCUGGUUGAGCUGGUGCCGUUACCACCUCCACAACGGGCUGGUUUCCAUGGGCGGCAGCUUAAUGCGGAUUUUGUUGGAAUUCAGCUUUUUUUUUUUUUCCUCUCUCCCUUUUUUUUUUUUUUUUUUAUAUCAAAUGUCAUUAAAUA